Messenger RNA from Trichoplax adhaerens, 897 nucleotides. RefSeq lists its product as uncharacterized. Gene Ontology annotation, molecular function: ATP binding; protein serine/threonine kinase activity. The record is from RefSeq and is a predicted model, not a curated record. NCBI's taxonomy places the organism in Eukaryota, Metazoa, Placozoa, Uniplacotomia, Trichoplacea, Trichoplacidae. Bases 1 to 897 code for a protein of 298 amino acids. Gene Ontology annotation, biological process: endocytosis; signal transduction; peptidyl-serine phosphorylation. The transcript is spliced from 6 exons. Gene Ontology annotation, cellular component: nucleus; cytoplasm.
AUGGACCUAAGAGUAGGCAAUAAAUACCGCUUAGGCAGGAAGAUUGGUAGCGGAUCCUUUGGCGACAUUUACUUAGGCACCAAUAUUAUUACCGGUGACGAGGUAGCUAUCAAGUUAGAAUGUACUACUACCAAACAUCCUCAACUUCAUAUCGAAUGGAAAUUUUAUAAGAUUAUGGCCGGUGGCGUUGGCAUACCUUCUGUAAAAUGGUGGGGUACUGAAGGUGAUUACAACGUCGUUGUGAUGGAACUUUUGGGCCCAAGUUUGGAAGAUUUGUUCAAUUUUUGCUCCAGAAAAUUUAGCCUGAAGACUGUGCUUCAAUUAGCAGACCAAUUGAUAAGUCGAAUCGAGUAUGUUCAUUCGAAAAAUUUUAUCCAUCGGGAUAUCAAGCCAGAUAACUUCUUAAUGGGAUUGGGAAAGAAAGGCAAUUUAGUGUAUAUAAUUGAUUUUGGAUUAGCAAAACGCUAUCGUGAUGCUAAGACGCACCAGCACAUUCCUUAUCGGGAAAAUAAAAAUUUAACUGGUACUGCACGAUAUGCCAGUAUUAAUACACAUUUAGGCAUUGAGCAAAGCCGUAGAGAUGAUAUGGAAUCACUUGGGUAUAUGUUUAUGUAUUUCAGCCACGGCAGUUUACCUUGGCAAGGAUUAAAGGCUGCUACUAAAAAGCAAAAGUAUGAAAAAAUUAGUGAAAAGAAGAUGGCAACUCCAGUUGAAAAAUUAUGUAGAGGAUAUCCCCCUGAAUUUGCGACUUAUCUAAAUAUUUGCCGAUCAUUAAAAUUCGACGAUAAGCCAGAUUAUGCAUACUUCAGGCAAUUAUUCAGAAAUUUGUACCAUCGAUGUAGUUUUACAUAUGAUUACGUUUUUGAUUGGAAUGUCUUGAAGGUAAAUUUUUGUUGA